UAAAGUGGUGAAAACCUUUAAAUUAUGAACAGGUUAUCUAGGUUACGAGAGAGCGGUUUGUUGACACACUGGUUCAACCAGUAUAUCCCCAAAAUUGACAAAUGUUUCGUCGGAAUCCGCCACGUAGCUAAAGUUGACAACAGCAAAGUAAAAGCAUUAAAUAUUCAUGACGCAACUAGUCUUUUUCUUGUGUUCAGUGCUGGGCUUUCCGUUUCGUUGUUGGCUUUUCUUGGAGAGCUAUUAUUCCGUCAUUUCGCGAAGGCUAACAAAUAAUACCUGCUUACUUACAUAGCUGGAUAAAAAAAUUAUAACACAUGGCAAAACAAAAUCAAUAUCGACUGAAAAUCAUAGAAGAAUGUUGUUAUUCUUGGUGUUCUCUUAUCACUGUAUUAUGUAGGAAUAUUAGGCAAGCAAAUAAAACAAUACACUACCCAUACAAAUUCAAACCACAUUCAAACUGCCGCCAGAGUUACAUCGUUCCGCAGUUUAGUCAUCUACCACGACGAUUUCCACGGUUUAGUCAUCAAUCAAAUUAAACAGUCGACACAUCCACUGAUCAACAAGUGGUUUGUUUGUGUUCUCUAAUAAGAAAAAACAACUUUUGUUCAUAAUCGAAUGACAUCGUCUCAAAUGUCGAAUCCUUCUAAAGUCUCCCAGCGUUUCGUUUUGAUUCGUCCCUUCUCUCAAGGCGACGAAAUAGAUUGCAAGAAAAUUGCCGGCUUUAGUGUAAUGUCAACAGUUAACCGCACAUUCUUUUCAGCUUUGUUUCGCGAAACAACAUUCCAGUUGAUGGUGUUCCUUUCAGCUGUGUUAUUCAUCAUAGUGGGAAUUCCCUUCUUCUACUGUGCAAUAUCUGUGCCAUUGACAAUAACUUUUCUCUAUUCGGCAAUAUGGAGCAGUGCCAUGAUGAAAAGUCUUGAAAUUCAAAAUGAAUUAUCUCUAGUGAAGCAGCAAUAUCAAGAAUCAUCAGACAAGACCACAUUUCUGGUAGCUGAAUACUAUGGCCCUCAUUUAGAUCUGAACCCAGGAGAAAACAUUACUUUUAUCAACCUGUCAAAUUUCCAAGGAUUAGAGGAUGAACUUUCCAACAAAUCAAAGAAAAUUGUUGGAUUCUUGGGCAUAACACGAAACAAAGAUAAAGCCUGCAGCAGCUGGCUAAGACGAUUUGCAGUUGAUCAACAAUUCAAAAGAAAGAAAAUUGCUACUGAAUUAAUAUCGACUGCAUCUCACUUUUGUUAUGAACGAGGAUACGCCUCAAUUGAAGCCUGUAUUACCGAGUGCCAGCAAGAGGCGAAAGAAUUCUUUCUUCACCAUGAAUUUGAAUUGGAGCAACUCUACCACAAAAGUAUUAUGGGUAGCACAGCUGUAUACACUAAGUACCUUUUCAGGAAAGAUUUGAAGCAUACCAAGUCAGCACUUAAUGCUUAGAUUCCCCAGGUCAAGCGUGCAACGUGAUCUGUCUUUCGUUUUGACGACUGGAUGAAUCCGAGUAACUGCAGCUGCGCGACCGCUCGAAUAAAACGUGCUUGAAUGAUUGGCUCAAUUUCUUCAUUGUCGUCUUCAUCGUCCUGUUAAAAAUUUGAAUACAAUUCGUCUUUGUACUAUUUUGGAAAAACAAAA
Messenger RNA from Daphnia pulicaria, 1620 nucleotides. RefSeq lists its product as uncharacterized. The record is from RefSeq and is a predicted model, not a curated record. Lineage: Eukaryota; Metazoa; Arthropoda; Branchiopoda; Diplostraca; Daphniidae. The transcript has a single exon. Bases 616 to 1428 code for a protein of 270 amino acids. Gene Ontology annotation, molecular function: N-acetyltransferase activity.